This is a messenger RNA of Neltuma alba, 1043 nucleotides long. RefSeq lists its product as uncharacterized. The transcript has 10 exons. The record is from RefSeq and is a predicted model, not a curated record. Gene Ontology annotation, biological process: tRNA transcription by RNA polymerase III. Bases 1 to 885 code for a protein of 294 amino acids. Gene Ontology annotation, cellular component: RNA polymerase III complex. Gene Ontology annotation, molecular function: DNA binding. Lineage: Eukaryota; Viridiplantae; Streptophyta; Magnoliopsida; Fabales; Fabaceae.
AUGGAUUCAGACGUUUCAAGAGGCAAACCUCCUGCUCCAAGGAAGGUAAAAUUUGCACCGAAAGCUCCUCCUCGUCGAGUGCCAAAGGCUGAAGUUAAAACUGAAGUUGUUGAUGAUGCGGAUGCUGUUCAGGCCAGGGACUUGCUGCGCCGUUUUAAUGAGAGUUCAAUGAGAGCAAAGCCUAAGGCUGAGAAAAAAGUGUCAGCUUCGCAAAUUGCUUUUGGUGUUGGAGGUGCAUCAGCUUCAAUCAAAUCAUAUGGCACUCCCUGGGGUGGAAGUCUAAGUGGAAGUUCUCAGAGUUCAGCCUUCGGUGGUGUAAGAGAGAAAGAAUACCAAGAACCAUGGGACUAUUACAGUUAUUAUCCAGUUACUCUUCCUUUAAGGAGGCCCUAUUUGGGAAACCCAGAACUUCUUGAUGAGGAGGAAUUUGGGGAGGCUGCAGAAUCCUCAGCUUAUGAUGAAAAUUCAUCAAAUCCAGCAACAGAGCUUGGACUGUUGGAGGAGAAUCCAGAGGCAAGUUUGUUUUUGGUUCGGCUGCCACAAAUUUUGCCUAUGAUCAAACAAUCAGCUACUGAAGGAGACCAAGACGCACCUUCAAGCUCCAAAAAGCCUGUAGGGGCCAGACCUGUGGAAAGGCCGUGUAAUCUGGACGAUUUACCAUCUGGAUUGUUAGGUAAACUGCUCGUAUACAGGAGUGGUGCAGUAAAGCUGAAGCUUGGUGAUACUCUGUAUGAUAUUUCCUCUGGCAUGGAGUGUGUGUUUGCCCAAGAUGCUGUUGUGGUCAAUUCUGCUGAGAAAAAUUGUUGCACUGUCGGGGAAAUCAGCAAACAUGUUAUUAUAACUCCAGACGUAGACGCCAUAUUAGAGAGUGUGGCUGAUUUGUGAUGAAUUCAAUACGUUUCUGAUAUAGUUUGUUCUUCUUUUUUUUCCUUUGAAGAAAUUCUGAUUGAUUUACUUAUUUAUUCCGAAAAAUGAAGAGAAGGAAGUGAGAAAAAUUUUGAACUUAUGUCUUAGAUUGAACAAAAGAAAAGAGGUUGCAAAGG